AUGGAAAAAUUUGAGCCCGGUAAAGUUAAAGAAAUUGGGGAGAUACGGCUGCAGCUUGGCAUAUUGGUAAUUAGCUUAGAAGAUCACAGUCAUGUGGCCGGUCUUCUUGGCUAUAGUUCUUCGGAGGAGAACUCUGCUGUGUCGUAUGAAACGUCCUCAACACUUCCAAGAGAUCUCAUGCAUACACUUCUUGCUAAUUUGGGAUUCCAUGUGAAACACCAACUUAAUCAACUUCUGGAUGAAGAGAAACCAGGGAAAAAAGGAUCUGCAAAAGCUCCUUCAGAUGGUGAUCAAGCUGUGCAAGAUAAUAAGGAGGUCAUUACUGAAGAAGCUACAGAAACCCAAAAGUCUCAGGAGGGUGAGUAUCAAGAAUCUUCUGCAGCAGCAUCACAUCCAGGAACACUUCCAAAAACAUCUUUGUCUGCUACAGUUUUAGAAGAAUAUGGGGGAGAUAAUGGCUACGAUAGUAUGAGCGGUUUGCGACAACAGUGCAUAGACUCUCAGCUCUGGGGUACGCAUCCACAACAUCUGUUAAGACUUCUUUCAACUCUACAUUCACAUUUGCUCACCUAUUGUACGCACCAUCAGUUUGAAGAGAACUCCUUAAGCAUGCAACUGCUGAAUGAUCAUUUCCAUGAAUUGUUUGGGAUGUGUGGAGAUUUACUGAAGCUGACUUCUAAAUUUCUAGCCUCCCACCCUGGGCUAGCUCAUGUAAUACAUGAUGUUGUGUAUCACAGUGUAUGUGGGUGGGUAUUAGCACAUGUGGUUUAUGCUCUCCUGCUUUUCCCUGCACGUCUUGUUCGUCCGUUGCUAGGCUCUCUUAGAGCUAUUCUUCCUAUAUUGGAUUCAGCAAAUCGAACCAUUGCUUCUGUAACAAACUUCACUGACCAGGAAGAUGUGACAUCAGAAGUUGACACUCCAACGCCAGACACUGUGAAAAGUGUAGGGGGAGGGGUUGUUGGAAGACAGUGGGCUUGGCUUCUUGAUGUAGAAAGAGCAUGUGGACUGGUUGUUGGUCGAUGCCUGGAAGGAAUGCUCCUAGGCCCUCCACUUACCUCAAAUGAAAUAAGAAGCAAGCCUUGGUUAUCUUUGCAAGUUUUUUCAUGUGGUCUUGCCUCAGAAGAUCUAAGUUCUGAUCAAGUGAGUGAUUAUAUCAGUCAAGUUUGUGCAUUUGUUGAGUGUGGUCACAAGAAAGAAGCCAUUGUUGAAAUACUGUAUCGCCAUGCAGUUUCUUAUCCCCAGCUUACAUCUCCACUCAUUUCUAUACUCAAGUCUAACAACCAGAUUGUGUUAUGGAUGGAUGAGAUGGCAUGCAGUGAAGACUGGGAUACUUGUGAAGUGAAGGAGGAUAACCUUCUAAACAUUACAACUCACCUCCUGCUGUCCACAUUCUUGUUACAUACUGGUAUAUCACAGUCUCAUCUCGGACUUCAUUGCUAUCCAGUCAUGAGAGAGAUGUUUCGAUUAGUAUAUCAUGUACGACGUCGACUUGUAACAUUAAAAACUCAAGAAGACUCAGAACGUGAGAGGUCUACUGCAGGGUCAGAUAUUGCUCCAGAAGAAGAUCGAACAAGGGUUGAAAGGGAAAUUGUUGAACAGAUGCUGUCUCUUAGAGUACCCAUGAGUCAUGAACCAGGUUCAAGUGAAGACCAAGAAGAAAUAAGAGAACUUCGAGAACGUUUGAUGUCCAUGAGAACUCCUGGCGCAUAUGAAGACACAGAUGCUGAUGAAAGUGGUCAUGAUGCAACUGAGGAAGGUGUUUGCUAUGAGGAAGCCAGUCUCCAUAUAGUAACUCAGAGUCUUUUUGCUUUUGAUUGCUGUAAACCAGCCCUUUAUUACCUAAAGGGUCUGCAGAAUUGUCAUUGGAUGAAGUGACUGCCCUGGUUAUUGGUCGUUGUGUUGAAAUACUGAGGUUUGUUGGGGCUGAAGACCAUCAGUUAUCCUCUGUGAAAACUGGUCUUAACCUACCUCCAGGCCCUGAUGUCAUAUUGUCAUCUAUGGUUACUCAGCAAAC
Macrobrachium nipponense is the source of this 2014-nucleotide messenger RNA. RefSeq names its product probable E3 ubiquitin-protein ligase HERC1. The coding region runs from base 1 to 1875 and encodes 624 amino acids. The transcript is spliced from 14 exons. The record is from RefSeq and is a predicted model, not a curated record. Lineage: Eukaryota; Metazoa; Arthropoda; Malacostraca; Decapoda; Palaemonidae.